GGUCCACAGGUUUCAUGCUCAGAUCGGUUCGCAUUCCUCGCCCAUCUACUUUUCAUCCUUGGGUACCUACCACUAUUUUGCGUAGCACAGCAUCAACAUCUGCGAUUUCUAGCCUUUCAGUUCUGCAACAAACCCGAGCCAUGUCACACAAGCUUUGCAUGAUUCCUGGGCCCGUCGAAUUCGACGCCGCAGUUACAAAUGCGAUGGCUACCCCGGCCACAUCUCACGUGGCCCCUGACUUCAUUGAAAAGUUUGGCAGUGCGUUGGAGCUGUUGAGGAAAGUUUUCCUAGCACCUAAUGGUCAACCAUUCAUUGUUGCCGGAUCCGGUACUCUCACCUGGGACAUGACCGCUGCCAACCUUGUUGAACCGGGCGAAGACGUGCUUGUAGUUAAUACGGGCGUCUUUGGUGACUGGUUCGGUGAAUGUCUUGGCGUCUACGGAGCAAAUGUCACCCAUGUACGAGCGCCAUUCGGCGACCGUCCAACUCUUGAGCAAAUAGCGGAAGCUUUAAGCCAGAAAAAGUACAAGCUUGUUACGGUUACUCACGUGGAUACCUCAACUGGUGUAUUUGCCGAUAUCAAAUCCAUUGCGAAGCUUGUCAAAGAGAAGUCUCCAGAGACCCUCAUUGCUUUGGAUGGUGUUUGCUCUGUUGGUGCUGAGGAGAUUAGGCAAGAGGAGUGGGGUAUCGACGUGGUAUUGACUGCCAGUCAAAAGGCGCUCGGUACUCCACCCGGUCUAGCAAUCAUGGUUGUCAGCCAACGUGCGCUUGAGGUUGCUGCCAACCGUAAGGCUGGGCCCACCACGUACUUCGGUUCGUUCAAGAAGUGGCUGCCCAUUAUGAAGAGCUACGAGGCACGCAAACCGUCAUACUUUGCUACUCCAUCAGUUCAGUUGAUUUUGGCUCUUGAAGUCAGUUUGCAGCAACUCGUGGCGCAGGGGAUGGACACUCGCUUCGCGAAGCAUCGCGAAGCUUCCAAGAAAGUUAAAGAUGCUCUUGAACAAUGGGGACUUAAGCUGGUUCCAGUGAACCGGGAGGUUGCAGCCAACACACUCAGUGCUGUAUACUACCCAGAAACUGUUAAGGGACCCGAGUUGUUGCAGAAGAUCGGUUCCCAUGGUGUCGUUGUGGCCGGUGGACUUCAUCCUCAGCACUCUACCAAGUACUUCCGAGUGGGACAUAUGAAUGUCAGUGCCGUCAAUCUAGAGAACCACCAUCUCGACAAGACUCUUGCUGCGAUUGAGCAAUCAUUGAAGGAGUUGGGCCACCUGUAAAUGUACAUUACACACGCACGCGCUACAAUACAGACCUGCCGCUGCAUCGUUAUAUAUGUGACUGCUGUAAUAAAUAUACAUUCGCUUAUACAUUUUUCAUCAACUGCGC
Spizellomyces punctatus DAOM BR117 is the source of this 1383-nucleotide messenger RNA. RefSeq names its product alanine--glyoxylate transaminase. The record is from RefSeq and is a predicted model, not a curated record. NCBI's taxonomy places the organism in Eukaryota, Fungi, Chytridiomycota, Chytridiomycetes, Spizellomycetales, Spizellomycetaceae. Gene Ontology annotation, cellular component: peroxisome. Gene Ontology annotation, molecular function: L-alanine:glyoxylate transaminase activity; L-serine:pyruvate transaminase activity. The coding region runs from base 15 to 1274 and encodes 419 amino acids. The transcript is spliced from 9 exons.